UAUGAGCCCCAAUCUGAGCCCCAAUCGUUGUCUUCUCCUUCUCGCCGUUCUCACUCAAAACUGUCGUUCUCACCGUUCUCUUUCACCCAAUCUGAGCCCUAAUCUGAGCCCCAAUCUGAGCCCCAAUCAUUGUCUUCUCCUUCUCGCCGUUCUCACUCAAAACUGUCGUUCUCACCGUCAAUCAACCAGCUGCACUCGCCGUCGAACUAGUCGCGCACUCACCGUCGAACCGGAGUUGCACUCGCCGUCGAACCGGAGUUGCACUCGCCGUCGAACCGGAGCUGCACUCGCCGUCGAACCAGUCGCGCCGUCGAACCCGAGCUGCACUCACCGUCGUUCUCACCGUUCUCGCACCACUGAGAAGCAAUGGCUCGAAGAAGAAAGUUAAAUAUUCGACAUCGAGCAA
Cicer arietinum (chickpea) is the source of this 406-nucleotide messenger RNA. NCBI's taxonomy places the organism in Eukaryota, Viridiplantae, Streptophyta, Magnoliopsida, Fabales, Fabaceae. The record is from RefSeq and is a predicted model, not a curated record.